AUGUUAACCUUCACUCCUGUUCAUGUCAAUUCUAAAACAGAUUACAGAACCAUGCCUAAACCGCAAUAUACUCAAAAGUUUCGAGACGCAUGGUUAAAGGACCCUAGUUUAAAAGAAUGGCUGUUGGUUAUUGACAGCACUUUAGGAAGGGCAGCUAAAUGCAAAUUUUGUAGUAAAAUAAUUACGAGUCAUUACGCCGACCUUAAGAGCCAUGACAAAUAG
Acanthoscelides obtectus is the source of this 222-nucleotide messenger RNA. NCBI's taxonomy places the organism in Eukaryota, Metazoa, Arthropoda, Insecta, Coleoptera, Chrysomelidae. The record is from the annotation of a GenBank genome assembly.